CACUUCAUACUCAAACCUGGUUAUGGUGUUUUGUUUUGCUUUCUUGGCCUCCCUCUGUAGAUUCUCUGUGAAAACAUUGCUGGAGAAAUAUACCAUAGAACCCAUUGAUGACUCAUCAGAGGAGUUUGUGAACUUCGCUGCUAUUCUAGAACACAUCCUCAGCCAUCGCUUCAAGGGGGAUCAUGGUCCUGUCAGCUGGUUCAGCUCCGAUGGGCAACGUGGCUUCUGGGAUUACAUCCGCCUGGCCUGUAGCAAAGUCCCGAAUAACUGCGUCAGCAGCAUUGAGAACAUGGAGAACAUCAGCACCUCUAGAGCCAAGGGCCGGGCAUGGAUCCGAGUGGCACUGAUGGAGAAGCGCAUGUCCGAGUACAUCACCACAGCCCUGCGGGACACCAGAACCACCAGGAGAUUUUAUGAUGAUGGGGCAAUCAUGCUGAGAGAGGAAUCAACCGUUCUCACAGGGAUGCUGAUAGGGCUCAGUGCCAUAGACUUCAGUUUCUGCCUGAAAGGGGAAAUUAUGGAUGGCAAGACGCCUGUGGUUAUUGACUACACUCCAUACCUGAAGUUUACCCAGAGGUAAGGGCUACUGCUUCUGCAGACAGCCUUUGAGUGUGAAGUUCAGGGCCCAGGCUAAGAAAGAUAACAUUAGAGGGUUCCUUGAACAUGUUGUUCUGAACAAAAGAUUCAGCAUUUUGGUAGUUUUCAGCUUGUUUCCAAUAAAAUGCAAUGCGACC
Molecule: messenger RNA, 734 nt
Organism: Podarcis muralis (Common wall lizard)
Lineage: Eukaryota; Metazoa; Chordata; Lepidosauria; Squamata; Lacertidae
Source: RefSeq, a predicted model, not a curated record